Molecule: messenger RNA, 1782 nt
Organism: Bipolaris sorokiniana ND90Pr
Lineage: Eukaryota; Fungi; Ascomycota; Dothideomycetes; Pleosporales; Pleosporaceae
Exons: 1
Coding region: 324-1526 (400 amino acids)
Source: RefSeq, a predicted model, not a curated record
CCGCUUGACCAUGAAGAGUAAAGGUGAGCCGGGAAUAGACGGGGGUGACGACGCCUAGGCGCAUCCUCGAUCUGCGCGCCGUGUGUACAUGAGGAGAUAUGCACGCUCAACAUGUGAGCACGCGAUAACCUUCCCUCGACUCUUCCUUUGUCAUUGUUUCUUUUUAUCGGACGGAUACCCUUGCCGUAAGCCACAGGCUUAGUCGUCCAUGGUGCUUUCCGCUCUCUUGUUCGCACCGUAGUAGCAUCCGACAUUCCCAACAUUCUUAUCCAGCCAUCCAUCCAUAGGACAAUGCGCCUCAUACAAACCAGUCCGCAGUCACCAUGAGACUCCCGCUCGAGACUCUUCUCCUAAUUGUGCACCUCAUCUAUGUCACAACCGCCGUACCCGUACCCGUGCCCGUUGCACGCCGCAGCACAUCGUUUCGCGCCCUCCGUGGCUUGACGCCACUGGUCAACUCCUUCUCCAACGGCCACACGUACAAACACGCACCUACAAAGUACUUUUACGAAUCCACGUUCAAUUCGCACUACGAUGGGCGCUUUGCCUCUGCCGAGCUUCCUUUCCGGGAACGAGUAUGGAAUCUGCGGUUGAUGCUCAAAACAUAUACCGAGACAAUGGAUCAGAUCGGAAUCCAAACAUGGAUCAUGCACGGGUGUCUGCUCGGGUGGUGGUGGAACGGCGGACUAAUGCCAUGGGACAAAGACCUCGACUUCAUCGUUGAAGAAGAAGGCAUGCAAGAGCUGGGCGAAUGGUGGAACAUGACCGUCCACCACUUCCCCGCUGCCUCGCUCGGUCUCGACGACGCCCGCUCCGCCGAAAGCGACCACUGGGCCAGUGAGCGCUACGCCGCACAAGACGACGAGUCCGACCCCGAAGACGACGACGCCCGCUCCAAGCGCCUGGCUUGGGAACAAGAAGUGCGUGAAAACGGCAAGAAAUACCUGCUAGAAGUCAACCCAAACUACACCAACAAAUCCACGUCAGACAAGCACAACCUCAUCGACGCCCGCUGGAUCGACACUUCAAACGGGCUCUACAUCGACAUUACUACCUUACACAUCGCCCCCCUUUCCUCCGCCCAAGAAGACGAAUUUAACGACAACGACCCUUUCUCCCUCACCCCCUCCUUCGCCAUCCACCCCUCAGCCCACGAACCCGACCCUUACGCCGAUGAAAUUCAACUCUACGUCAAAGACACACACGCCUAUCUCUCCUCGCAAAUCUAUCCCUUGCGCACUUCGCACUUGGAAAAAGUACCAAUCAAGGUACCGUACGCGUACGAAGAAGUGUUACUAGAAGAGUAUGGCGCUGAGGCGUUGACGGAGAGUUGGUAUAAUGGGUAUGCGUUUGAGACGGAAAGGGGACAGUGGGUGGAGAGAAAUCCGACGAUGGAGGAGGCGAGGUAUUUUAGGGAGAAGUCAGGGAAGACGACGGGGAGGAGUGCGGGGACGGGAAGGAUUGGGCAUGGGUGGAGGGGCGAGGGGAGUUUGGGGAGUGUGGAGGGGGGCGCCGGGGGUACGUAGAAUGAGGAUGAGGGUGAGGGUGAGGGUGGUUGAACAAAAAAAAAGAGCUUGUUGUACAUAUGGAGAAGAAGGAAUUAGAUAUAUGGAUAUGCAGAUAUAUAUAUAUAUGGGGUUUUCUGGGUAGACAUUUACGAGACAAGCAAAGCAAGCGGCAUGGAGGGUUUUAAAACAAAGUUUGUUCUUUAGCGGAAAAAAAGGCUUCGAAAAAAGUCCAUCUCUGGGAUUUAGAGAUUAGGGACAUGGGUGAAAAUAAAAC